This is a messenger RNA of Styela clava, 2208 nucleotides long. RefSeq names its product tRNA-uridine aminocarboxypropyltransferase 1-like. Gene Ontology annotation, biological process: tRNA modification. The record is from RefSeq and is a predicted model, not a curated record. Gene Ontology annotation, molecular function: tRNA-uridine aminocarboxypropyltransferase activity. NCBI's taxonomy places the organism in Eukaryota, Metazoa, Chordata, Ascidiacea, Stolidobranchia, Styelidae. Gene Ontology annotation, cellular component: nucleus.
UUUCAGUUUAGUCUACGUCUACCUUGCCGUCAAAAUAGUUCACUUCUGACCCUUUACUGCGUACAGUAUGUCACAUUGACUUUUCGGUACCGGUAAUCGUGUAAAUUUGAACCUGUAGACAUAGACUGCCUUGCAGUACGAAAUUAAAAUGCAUUAAACCUCAAAUACGUAAGAGAGAGGAAGUUAAUUUUUUAAGCUGAAACCGUACCGUAGGUACGGUAUACGCUUAUUUAAAUGAAGGCACAAACUGUGGUACCAUCUACCAUGGGCUCUUCAGCGGGGAAGGGUCUUCAGAAUCAGCUGCAAUAAAGUGUAGAGAAAUUAGGAAGUAUUGUAAAAUUUAUUGUUAAUUAAAAAUUAUACUAUAAACUACUACCGGUACUUCUGUACUUAUUGACUUAGGCUAUAUGCGGUACUCUGAUACUAUAGUAUAUUCAAAAUUUACCUUGCUGUAGCCUGUAGCGUGUUACAUCAAAUGCUGUAGAUGUCUAUUUUUUAGUGUACUGGUAUUUGAUUAGAGGUAUGGUAAGUUACCAUACCAGUUUAUUGUUUUGCCCAAUAUCUGUAUAGUCUUUACAUAUAAAAUGUUACUGAUAGUGUAUGUAUAUUGGUCUCUUUUUUUUAAAAGGAAGAGUCUCCUGUCGGAUAAUGUUAGCAACUAAAGUUUGAGAGUACUGGAGUACGUGCAGAGAUUUUAUGAAACUAGUCUUAUUAUCUAACUCAUUUUUAGUAGAAAUUCAGAAAUUAGACUGUACUACAUAUAGAUUUAAAAUGUCAUCCACAUCUACGGAAAAUACAUUUUCAUUGUACAAGAUUUCAUCUCAUGAGCCAUUGGACGGAUUAAAGCGGUCCAAGUGCAAAAAAUGUGGAAAAUCCAGGAUGUUUUUCUGUUACAUAUGUCAUUCAUAUGUGGACACUAUUGAUACUUCCAAAUUGCCAACUGUAAAACUUCCUUGGAAAGUUGAUAUUAUAAAACAUGCAAAAGAAGUAGAUGGUAAAAGUACAGCAAUUCAUGCAGCAUUAUUAGCACCAGAUGAUGUUAAAAUAUACACAUAUCCAACAAUACCUGAUUACUCCAAAAUUUCCAAAGUUUUAUUAGUAUUUCCUGGAAAAAAUGCAUGUACUUUGGAGGAGAUAUUCAGAAAAUCCAACAAGCGUCAUGGCUGUGAGGGAGAUGUAAAAGAUACAUGUGCAUCAAAAAAGGCCAAAACUGAGACACCUGAAGUAGCGAUUUCCAUCAAAGAUGAAACUGUUUCAAAAGAGAACGGUGAACACAAGGCUGAUUCGAAAUCAAAUAUUGAGACAUCUCAACUACAAAGCUUUACCAAGAUUGUUUUCAUAGACUGCACAUGGAGCCAGGCAUAUAGUAUUUUUCGAGAUGAAAGAGUUUCGCAUCUCAAAACAGUAAAACUUGGAGAUCUUCAAACAGUUUAUUGGCGACAUAAUCAGGAUAUGCCAUUUACCUAUCUAGCUACCAUAGAAGCGAUUUUUUCAUUUUUCAAAAUUACCCACGAGUUGCUGAAUGGCAGCUAUGAAGGACAAUAUGAUAAUUUACUGUACUUUUUCAGCUAUUUUUACAAAAUGGUACGCAAGAGUAAUAGUAAGAAAAUCAGUAUGAUUUAGAUAAUUUGUUUAGUCAUUACACAAUACAAUGUUUGAAUUAUUCUGUUCUGUGACUAUUUAGACCUAGUAUAGGAAUGCUCAAAUAUUUAAUAUUUUAGAUUUUCUAAACAAAAAUUUGUUGUAUUGUCUUUUGGUACUAGUCUUGACUUUAACCUGCAUUGGCCAUAAAACAGUUUUGCAUGUAAAAUAUGGAAAAUCAAGAAAACCAUUGUUCAGUUUGAUUCAUAUUCGGUAGAAUAAAUUUUUUUUGUCUAAAUAACGGUAUCAAUAGCCCAAUAAUAGCCUACUUUAUGAAAAAAAAGAAUUGGCGUUCUAGAAGUGUGUGUGCCAAUAUGGAGGUUACUAAUUUUGUUUGCCUACUUUACAUCAAGUUGUGUAAAGGGACUGAAACCUAUGGGCAGGUAUAUUCACUUUGCUAAGACAGACACUCCCCGAACUCGUAAAGGAAAAUGGGAAUAAAAUUAUGGCCUGACCUGCUACACACACUACGGGAGUACCAAACAUUCUCCACAGACCAAUCGCAGUUAAAUAAAAAAUUCCCCAAACACACAAAGAAGAUACUAACUGUGUAUAUAAAAUUUUAGA